AUGCCGAGAAUUAGUCUGGAUUUGACGCCUAGGCCACAGCCGCAGCGAACUCGUCGAAGCCACAAAAAUUCAAAAGACGGUUGCCCUAAUUGUCGUGCAAAACGUGUCAAGUGUGGUGAAGAACUACCUAGUUGCCGACAAUGCGUGCGCAGAAAAUGCCGAUGUGGAUACUUGGACUUCCCAACGGAACGAUUAGAGCAACUUGCCCUCAAGAACAAAUCUAAGCUUGAAGCUGAGCUGGGACUUAGCUCUACUGUUAAUUCAGCAGUGACGUCUGGUACGAACACUCCUACUGAUGACAAAACGCUUGUUAAGAAGAGCCCAUCAAAGAAGAAGACAAAGAAAAUCUCCCCGGUGGACUCAAAAUCGGCUUUGUAUUCUCAACAUCACUCAUCUCAAAUAGCAUCUCUUGCAUCACGUACUCUACCGCCUCAGCAAUCUCAAUCUCAGUUGGAUCCAAGGUACUAUGAGCACCAGAAUGGCGUUUCUGACAUACAAAAUAUGAAAUCACUGCUGAUGCAGUAUAGUCAAUCUGAGUAUCGUCCUGAUGGUUCUGCCUCUGCUUCUGCCGUGGCUCGCAUCGGUAGUAAUCCGCAGCCUACCCAGAUGUUCCAAUCUGCCCAUCUGUGGGCUUCCACAAAUGAUAGUAAUGGGACCCUCAACAACCAAAAGUAUAUUGGCCCGGUUUCAAACCCUAAUUACAAUUUUCAUAUGAACAAUACUCAACAUUCGGCAAACCCACAAGCGGGUCAUGGACAGUCAAACAUGCACGCAAACGAUCCAAAACUGAGUUUUACGUAUCUGGAUUAUUCGUCGAACGCUCACGUUGUGCAGUCACGAAUGCCUCAACAGCCAACUCCACCAUCUUUAGGUCCUGGGCAUUCUCAGCCUCUUCUUCAGCAAGACAUCAAUAGCGGCUACAAUCCAGUCAAUGCCUCCUCUCUUGACUAUCAAAGAAAAGUCAUGGCGGAUAACGCCGAUCAUGACUCUAAGUUAUCUGACUAUCAACAUCAAUCUCAAUUGGGUCCCUUGAACUAUAAUCUGAACUUUCAGCAUGCUGACACCACCAACCAUCUUUCAGAUGAUAGUCAUCGCUUCAAAACCUCGAAUUCUGUGGCAGUAUCUCCCAAAACAACGUCUCUUUUUCCCUCCAGUCUCUCAAAUACCUCUGGUACCUCUUCUGUCCAACAUUCACACAAGGGUCUCUCUUUGGGUGGGAAUUCAUUUGCUCCAGGUUCUUUCGAGGAUCUGCUUUUUGAUCAACUGCAUGAUCUGUAUGGUCUGUACAUGUUGAACAUGCAAGGCAACCAUUCAUACAAUCAGGAACAAGAUUCAACCAAAAAUGGUCCGGGUUUUAGCAGACAGGGUCCUUUAUUUGAAAUAGGAGAUAAAUCCGUUGUCAUAGAUGGCGGUAAUACCGAUAGCAGGCGCAGCUUGAUUAAAGUUCGUGAUAGAGAACGAUCAACUGCUGAUUUGGAACAACCAAUGAAACCUCUCUCCAGAGUUAGGAGCUUAAUUUAUUCUAAUGCAUUUCAUGCAGUUAAUCAAGAAUUCGGUCAGCUCCAGGAUCUAGUGCCAGAUAAUUUCACAUUAUGGAACGAUGACAAAUUAUUUGAGUCAAGCGAUAAUUUGAGCAUUAAAAGUGGGGAUCAGGUUCUUUUGAAUCAGGGACUCACAUUGAAUGACUAUACGUCUAUGAGCCCUAGUAGCACUAUCAAAUCCGAUACCAAUUUGGGCUCUGAUUCGACUCUAAAUCAGCAGUAUCAGAUUCAAGACGUUCCUUUUCGUAAGGGCAAUCCCCUUCCAAAUGCAAUUGUGAGAAGAACUACAUUUCCUCGACUCAAAAUUCCUGCUAAUUUACUAAACCAUAGUAUUGAAAGUCAUGUUCAGAAAAACAAACUUAAAGCUUUGAAUGGUGGAUUGCGGUCUAUUGAUGCCGGUUUCGAUUUCAGACCGGUAUGGGAUGAAAAUGAUGCUCACCGGUUCUGGCUUAUCAUUUUUGAACAAGCUGCUGUUCUUGAUCUAUAUUUCCACUACUUUAUUGAUAAAUCUGUCAAUAUUUUGGUCCGCGCCUCUGACGCUAUUGUUAAUGGAGAUGACAUCAGCUUGAACCUGAACUUAAAUUCUUCAAACAGUCAACAAUCUCUUAACAAAUUCUUUCAGUUUUUCUACAACAAGCAGGACUUGCGCAUUUUGACUCGAAAGUCUUAUAUCUCGUAUGGAAAUCUCAUCAGCAAACUUAGAGAGUCUAUUGCGGUCAUUGGAGAACAGUAUACUGCAAGGAUGUCGCUUUUCUCUGCUCAUGGAUGCUAUGUGAAUCCAAGUCCCGAGAUGUCUUCAUUUUUCCUCAUGUUCACAGGAACACUUAUGGUUCUCAAGAAGAUUCUUGAUGAGAGCAAAACUCCUGUAAUUAAUUCAUCCUUAAGACAAGAGGUUAUGCUCAUUAAUCAAUUUUGCCUGGCCUCUCGUUACCCCGAGUACCCUUUCUACGUUGUCUUAGAACUUGGUCAAACAUUUAAAACUUACAAGCACUACGUUCAAGAGCAAAUAGCAUAUUAUGAAAGUGGACUACAUGUGGAUGAAGAGCUUCAAAAAGCGUUCCAAGAUCCAAUCUUUCAUCACGAUUUGAAGGAGCUUGAGAAAUUUUUAGUGAAGCUUCAUAACCAGUUCUAUCCCGCAAUCUCCGAAUGCAAUUCUUACUACAAAAUGCGUCACAAUUAUGCGAAUGAUUGGAGUAUACAUUUUGCAUCGCCUGCAUUGAUCUUUGACUUGGCUUAUGAAUGGUUCCGUGUGUACCCUGGUGAUAAAAUGUCAAUGGGCUCUAAAACAAAUCCACUCAAAAGAGUCUUGUAUCUCUUCUUUCACGCUUUGGCAAAAUGCUUGGCGCAUGUUCUCACCCCUGUGAAGUCGCUUCUGAUUGUUGAUGCUUGCAAUGUGACCUUUACCAAGGUCGGUAUGGUAUUCACAGAAUUGGUUACAACAAAUUCAGAAGAAUAUUCUCCACUUUCCUCGAUCGCUAUGACCUUAUUUAAGACAAUCAGUUUCUUUGAGAACAGACUGAGGCUCUUUGGAUUCUAUACUGAAAACUCAACUGUACUCAACGGUGAAUUUCUUAAAGGCGUCAAUUCCGACCCUCCGACUAAUUGGAAAUACCGUGAUAUCAUUCACAUCCUUCCGCCAAAGCUCGUAAGUGGAGAGCAGCAUGUUCAGCAAUUUUCAAGCAGUGUUCUUAGCAUGAAAAACUAUGCGUUUAUGGAUGAGUUGAGUCGAGACUCGAGAUACUUGCAUCUCAUUCAAGCAGAAUUGAGUCGCCAAAGGUAUGCCAUUGACAAUGAGCCCUUGACCUUCUUGUAUGAGGAAGGUCUAUCCAAUCACGAUUUCAACCCAAAAUCUAUCAUCAACCGUUUGUCAUAUGAGCAGUUGGAAACCCUGAAGCGGAAUGGACCAUUGCUGAUCGAAGCGAUGAAAACAAGAAUCGAAAACUUAAUCGCUAGCAGAGCAGAGGUGUCUAGGGUUGUGACGCAAUAUGGGGCACAAACUGACUAG
Australozyma saopauloensis is the source of this 3546-nucleotide messenger RNA. RefSeq lists its product as uncharacterized. Gene Ontology annotation, biological process: regulation of transcription by RNA polymerase II. The transcript has a single exon. The record is from RefSeq and is a predicted model, not a curated record. The coding region runs from base 1 to 3546 and encodes 1181 amino acids. Gene Ontology annotation, molecular function: zinc ion binding; DNA-binding transcription factor activity, RNA polymerase II-specific. NCBI's taxonomy places the organism in Eukaryota, Fungi, Ascomycota, Pichiomycetes, Serinales, Metschnikowiaceae.